Molecule: messenger RNA, 1473 nt
Organism: Andrographis paniculata
Lineage: Eukaryota; Viridiplantae; Streptophyta; Magnoliopsida; Lamiales; Acanthaceae
Product: transcription factor HHO5-like
Exons: 5
Coding region: 126-1223 (365 amino acids)
Biological process (GO): regulation of DNA-templated transcription
Molecular function (GO): DNA binding; DNA-binding transcription factor activity
Source: RefSeq, a predicted model, not a curated record
CCCGUUCCCACUCUUCCAUGCAUUUUUUCUCCUGGGCGAUGCAAGGAAAUCGAAAAACUUGCAGAAAGGGUAUCUUUUUCUUUGCCAUUUGAUAAUCGGAGGGUGGGAAGCUGAGAAAUUCGGAAAUGGGUUCGAAUCUUUUGCCUAAGCCAUUUUCUGAUAUCCUGACGGAAGUGUCGAUGAUCCAUGAUUGUUCUGCGAAAGUGGCGAAGCUCGACUUUUAUGUGCAGUCUUUGGAGGAGGAAAGGAAGAAAGUCGAAGCCUUUGAGCAUCAGCUCCCUUUAUCGGUGAUCCUCCUGCAAGAGGCGAUGGAGUUUCUAAGGAAGGAGAUGUUGAAGUGGAAGGGGAAGGAAAUCCGCCGGCCGCCAGUGACGGAGGAAUUCAUCCCGCUGAAGAGCGGCGGCGGCGGCGGCGGCGGCGGCGAUGGGAGGGGGAAAUGGUCGAAUGAAAUUACGACCGAUAGGAAGAAUUGGAUGAGUUCUGUUCAGCUAUGGAGCACUCCCAUUCACUAUGAAAAUCAUCUCAGCAUUCCAAAGAGUCAAGACUCUGUUUUGUCGCUAAAACCAAGGCACGAAGAAGAAGAGGGAGGCAGCGGUGGUUUUAAUUUCAAGAACAUUGGAGGGGCAUUUCUGCCAUUUCACAAAGCAUCUCCAUCUCCAUCUCCAUCUCUUCCGACAAAGAAGCGUGACAGGGACAGGGACAGGGACGUGGUGCUGCCGGAGGAGGUUCUGUCGCUGUCGAUGCCGGCGGCUCAGGUGGAGCCCCUGGAUUUGAAUACAGUCAGGCCUCCGGCGCCGCCGCCGCUUCCCAAUGCCGCCCAGAAGAAGCAGCGCCGCUGCUGGACGCCGGAGCUGCACACUAAGUUUGUGGAUGCAUUGCAGCUGCUGGGAGGGCCACAGGACGCAACCCCGAAGCAAAUAAGAGAACGGAUGAAAGUGAAAGAUCUCACAAAUGACGAAGUCAAGAGCCAUUUGCAGAAAUACCGUAUGCACAUCAAAAGGCUUCCUAAUCAUCCACUAGCUGCGCAACCAAAUAAUGACCUCUCAUGGCCAACAAAUGAUCAUCAGGGAGAUCCGUCGAAGCGCACAGCUGGAAGCUCGGCUUCGCCACAAGACCAUUUGCAUGGCGGGGGAUCAGCUAAAGGAGGAUCGGCAAGCAUGGAGGAAGAGGAGGAGGAGGAGAAGUCUGAAACCACAGCUAGAUCGGGUAGAAAGUUAAAUUGAUCCAUGGUUUUGAAUAUUACAAAUAUAUACAUGAAAGAAACAUGGUGAGAUUUGCGAAUAAUUGAGUGACAUACAGAUUAUUGCGAGGCAAAUUUUAUUUUGGUUUUUCGUUAUUUCAAUCAGUUCCUAAGGUUAGACCGGAUAUUUCUCGGCUUGUUAUGUUGUCAUGGAAGUGUAUCCAUACUUUUGUAGCUUCAGUUUGAGGACUAUUAUCAUAUAUGAUAAUAUAUACAUGUUUUCAUUUAGAAAA